UUUUCUUUGUCAAGUCUAUGGUAUUUGUCAAGCAUUUCGAAUGUGCUUGUUUUCACCAACCAAUUAUUUCUUUUUUAGUUUUUUCCACGUAAUAAUAUGAUAUUGUGCGAUACAUCUGUCCUGAGAGUGCGGUGCUGAGAUAGUGUCGUAGAAUAUUUACUAUAACAUCAUGGAGACGCCUACGAUGGACACUAUUUAUCAGGCCAUCAGCGCCUUGUACGAUAACCCCAAUGCUAAUGAGAAAGAGAAGGCCUCCGUCUGGCUGGGGGACGUGCAGAAGUCUAUACAUUCAUGGAAGAUAGCUGACGAGCUGCUGCAGCAGAGGAAGGAUGUGCACUCGUGUUACUUUGCCGCUCAGACGAUGCGGUCGAAGGUGCAGCACAACUUGUCGGAGCUGCCGCCUGACACGCUGGUGUCGCUGCGCAACUCGUUGGUGUCGCACCUGGAGAACACCUCUCCCGACACCAACGCCGCGCCCAUCCUCACCCAGCUCUGCCUGGCCCUUGCUGACCUCGCACUACAAAUGCCAUCAUGGCAGAACUGUAUUAGUGACCUAAUUAAAUCAUUUUCAAAUAAAAACAGUUAUGCUCUACUAGAAAUAUUGACUGUGCUGCCACAAGAAAUUGACUCAUCAACACUAAAACUUGGUGAGAAUCGUAGAGAGGACGUUAAAAGUGAAUUGAGAUCAAACGCCAACUUAGUGACUUUAUUUUUAAAGGAGAGUCUCACUAGUUCCCAAAAUACAGAUGUAGCAUUGAGAGUGAUUAAAUGUAUGACAUCCUGGAUACAGGUUAGGGCUAUAAAUAUACAGGAGGUCCCACAGAAUGCUGUGAUUGGACUGUGUUUACAAAUCCUUCGGGAUCACAAUACCAUAAAUACAUUACAUGAUGCUGCCUCAGACUGUAUAUGUGCAUUACUACAUUGCCUUGAGAAUGAUAAUAACAGUGAUGAAGUGGAAAGGCUUUUGUUUGACAGUGUGUCAGUGUUGGAAGAGAGCUACCACAUGGCAGUGGCUCAUGAGGAAGAAGAGAAGGCCUCCAACUAUGCACGAGUGUUCACAGAACUGGCAGAGUCCUUUCUUGGGAAAAUUAUCACUAGUGCUUCCAAUGGAAGUUCACAUUUUGCCAUGAGAUCCCUGGAGCUGGCACUAGUGUGUGUUGGUCACCAUGAUUAUGAGGUAGCAGAAAUCACCUUCAACCUGUGGUACAGGCUGUCAGAAGAAGUAUACCAGCGGGACUACCAGCCACUGACAGAUGUGUUCAAGCCACACAUAGAGCGGUUGAUAGAGGCUCUUGCUAGACAUUGUCAGUGUGAGCCAGACCACACACAGCUGCCCGAAGAAGGAGAUGAGUUCUUUGACUUCCGCGUGAAGGUGAUGGAGCUGAUCAAGGACGUGGUGUUCAUAGUGGGCUCGUCGUCGGUGUUCCGGCAGAUGUUCGCAGCGCUGCAGCACGACGCUUCCUGGGAGCACACCGAGGCCGCGCUCUUCGUCAUGCAGGCCGUCGCCAAGAACAUACUGCCAGAUGAAUACGAGUAUGUCCCUAAAGUGGUAGAAGCGAUCCUAUCAAUGCCGGAGAACACCCACCCAGCGGUCCGCAAGACAUGCAUCCUGUUACUGGGCGAGCUCUGCGAGUGGAUAGAGCAGCACGCCGAGUGUGUCGCGCCCUGUCUGGAGCGGCUGCUGCGUGCGCUGCAUGAACCUGCGCUGGCAUAUGCAGCUGCUGUUGCAUUACAGAACAUCUGCAAAGCGUGCCGCAAGCAGGCGGGCGCGCACGCGGCGGCGCUGCUGGCGGCCGUGCGGCUGGCGCAGCAGCUGGCGCCGCCCGCCGGCGUGGCGCUCACGCGCGCGCUGGCCGCCGCCAUCGGCAGCCUGCCCGAGGACCAGAUGAUAGUAGCGAUGCGCGAAGCCGCUUCAGUCCAAAUCUCCGGUCUGCAAGAGCUAGUUCAAUCCAACAAGAAACUCGAGAAGGGCGGCGCGGGGGACCCCGUGCUACACCUGGACCGCCUCGCGGCGCUGUUCAGGGACGUCGACGCGCCCACCACUACGGCCUCCACGAGCCACCCCUGCGUGCCCGCACUGGCUGAUGCCUGGCCUACUCUCAACGACGUUAUGGAAAAGUACCAGAAGGACGGGCGCGUGAUGGAGCGCGCGUGCCGCUGCGUGCGCUUCGCGCUGCGCUGCACGGGCCGCCACGCCGCCGCGCUGCUGCCGCCGCUGGCGCGCUCCAUGGGCGCGCUCUACGACGCGCACGCGCACAGCUGCCUGCUCUACCUCGCCAGUAUCCUAGUGGACGAGCUGGCGAGUGUGCCGCAGUGCGUGCCGCCGCUGAUCGAGUUGGCGCAGGUACUGAUGCCGAGAGCCUUCGUACUGCUGCAGCAGGAAAAUGGACUCAAGAAUAACCCUGACACGGUGGAUGACCUGUUCCGGCUGUGUAUUAGGUUCCUGCAGCGCACGCCGCUGGAGUUCCUGCAGUCGGGCGCGCUGUGCGCCGUGCUGCAGUGCGCGCGGCUGGCCAGCGCGCUGGACCACCGCGACGCCAACUCCUCCGUCAUGAAGUUCCUCUACGACCUCGCGCGCCUCGCAAGGAACAACCGCCCCGAGAAGCAGCGCAUCAAAGCUUUAGCAACAGAGACUCUGAACACAUACGGCGAGGACAUAACGUACGCGCUGAUCGAAGCGUCAGUGCUGCACCUGCACCCGUACAUGCUGGCGGAGGUGGCCGAGGUGCUGCUGGAGCUGGGCGCCUUCCAGCGCGCCGCCGGCCUGGACUGGCUGCGGCCCGCCGUGGCGCGCCUGCCGCGCGGCGCCGCCGCCACCGCCACGGAGCAGCAGUGCUGGCAGUUCCACCAGUACGCCGCCAGGGCUGAUAAAUGCAAGGAGAUGACGCGACUACUGCGCGACUUCGCGCGGCUCUACCGAUAACGCGACGCCUAGUUAGACCCUACAAAGAUAUCUAUAAUAACACGCAUUACCUAGCUAGAUGUUCUAGUCUUGUGAACAGGAUGUUAGAAAAAAGCAAUAAAUAUUUAUGAUAACGUUAACAUUGAAACAAAAUCAUUAUACUUUAAAUUAAUUAUGAUAUAAUUGGCUAUAUCAAACGUUAGAUGGCUUUGUGGGGGACAAGACUGACGCAAAUAAUACUUUAUAAUACAGACGAUUAUGUGUCCGCGUGAUCGACGCAACUCUAGCCACUGAAUUUUGUGUUUUGAUUACCUUACUUUGGAGUUGGCUCUCCAAACUCAGACAAUACACACCCCAAUAUAAUGAUUUGAAAAUUCCAACCUUAUUCACCAUCAAGAUAAUUUAACUGAAUGCUCAGUUUAACCUUUUGUUAUAGAUUUAUUUGUACUUUGAUAGAUACAUAAACCAAUGUUAAGUCGCCCUGUUGAGUUAGGUAAGUAUGGACCUUCUAUUGAUAAAUAUAUUUUGUUAUAUUAUACUCUCCUUUAUUUGAAAUGUGAUAAAGUAUGCAUUGAAUUGUAAAUAUUUAUUAAAAAUGUUUACUUUUA
This is a messenger RNA of Pectinophora gossypiella (pink bollworm), 3510 nucleotides long. RefSeq names its product transportin-3 (gene Tnpo-SR). The record is from RefSeq and is a predicted model, not a curated record. Lineage: Eukaryota; Metazoa; Arthropoda; Insecta; Lepidoptera; Gelechiidae. Gene Ontology annotation, cellular component: cytoplasm; nuclear membrane. The transcript has 12 exons. The coding region runs from base 170 to 2923 and encodes 917 amino acids. Gene Ontology annotation, biological process: protein import into nucleus.